Messenger RNA from Lathyrus sativus (Indian pea), 3162 nucleotides. The record is from the annotation of a GenBank genome assembly. NCBI's taxonomy places the organism in Eukaryota, Viridiplantae, Streptophyta, Magnoliopsida, Fabales, Fabaceae.
AUGUGUAGAUACCAAACCUUUGUUUUUGUCAUUAUUUUACAUUUUUGUACAUAUGCUGUAUUGUGUUCCAGUGUUCAUUCAUCGUUUGGUUGCAUGCAACAUGAGAGAGAAGCUCUUGUUGAUUUCAAAGGAAGUUUCAAUGAUCCUUCAUAUAGACUUUCCUCUUGGGAAGGAAAUGAUUGUUGCAGAUGGAAAGGUAUUACUUGCAGCAACAUUACCGGACAUGUCGUCAACAUUGAUCUCAGAAAUCCAUGCUACCCACCAAGAGGACAAGAUUAUCCACCAAACUGUUCCUUCUCAAACUCUAAGCUUGAAGCUCAAUAUCUCCAUCCUUCUCUUUCAAAUUUCAAAUAUCUUUCUUAUUUGGACCUUAGCGGAAACAGUUUUAACUCAAGUUCGAUACCAUUGUGGUUCCAUUCUAUGAACCAUUUACAACACCUUUCUCUCUCUGAUUCCCAUUUUAAUGGCAUGAUUCCAAACAAUCUUGGAAACCUCACAAAGUUGACCUUUCUUGAUCUCAGUUUCAAUUCUUGGUUACACUCUGAUGACAUCUAUUGGCUUUCAAACCUUUCAUCGCUUCAGUAUCUUUACAUGAGUGAUGUUUUUCUCGAAAGGGCUCAAAAUUUAUUCCAGGUACUUCACAUGAUUCCUUCUUUGUUAGAAUUAGACUUGAUGAACUGCAGCUUAACCAAGAUGCAAAGUGAUUAUCAUCAAAUUGAUAGUUACUCAAAUUUUUCUAGCAUCGAGUCUCUUAAUCUUGCGGAUAAUAGACUCGAUGGUUCAGAUUUGAAUGUUUUUAGAAACAUGAGUGCUUCAAUUGAGUAUAUUGACCUUUCUAACAACAGUCUCAGUUCAGUUCCGUUUUGGUUGAGUAAUUGUGCCAAACUUAGUUAUCUUUAUCUUGAAAACAAUGCUCUUAAUGGCUCACUUCCACUCCCUCUUCAAAAUCUGUCUUCUCUGAUAAUGCUUGACCUUUCUCAAAACAAGUUUGAAUCUGUUCCAUUGUGGUUAGGUGGGUUAGAGAGUCUUUUGUAUCUGAAUCUUUCAUCGAAUCAUGUAAACCAUAUUGAGGGUUCUCUAACAUCAAUUCUAGGGACUAUGUGCCAUCUUCUGUCAUUGGAUUUGUCUCAAAAUAGAAUUCAAGGAGAUGCUCUUGCCGGUAAUUUACAAUCUUCAGGAUGCAAUGGAUUUGAUUUAGAGGAACUUGAUUUGAACAACAAUAAUUUCAAUGAUCAGCUGCCAACAUGGUUAGGACAACUUGAAAACCUGCAAAUCCUCACACUUCAUUCAAGUUUUUUUCAUGGUCCUAUUCCUCAUAUUUUGGGAAAAUUGUCAAGUUUGCAAUACUUAAGUCUUGCUAACAAUCACUUUAAUGGAUCUAUUCCAAACUCUUUAGGGAAACUGGAGAAUCUAACCAUUUUAGACAUUUCUAAUAACAACUUGUUAGGAGGUUUUCCUUGUAGUAUAACAACACUUGUCAAUCUUAAAUACUUGCUUCUCCACAAUAAUAAUUUGUCUGGGUCUCUUCCUGAUUGUAUAGGACAGUUUGUCAAUCUAAACACCUUGAUUAUUUCUUUCAAUCAUUUUAAUGGUGUUAUUCCUAGGAAUAUUGAGAACAUGGUUGGCCUAGUAAACCUUGAUGUUUCAGCAAAUUUUCUGAAUGGUACAAUCCCACCAAGUAUUGGUCAACUUUCAAAUUUGCACACCCUCUACCUUGGUAAAAAUAAUUUGCAAGGGAAAAUUCCUCUUACUUUUGGUAAACUUGUGAACCUGCAAAAUUUAGACCUGUCUCUCAACAAUUUGGAAAAUGUUUUUUCUGAAAUAAAAUUUCCUAAGUCAUUGGCCUAUGUGAACCUCACCAAUAACCAUAUCUCUGGAUCACUUCUCCAAAAUAUUGCUCUUAGAUUUCCUAAUCUUACUCACUUGCUUCUUGGAAACAACCUCAUUAAUGGUUCCAUACCAAAUUCAUUGUGCAAAAUAAACUCGUUGUACAAUCUUGACCUUUCAGGCAACAAUUUAGUUGGCAACAUUCCAAAUUGUUGGAGUGAAAGUAAAAGAUUGAAUGAGAUAAACCUAUCAUCUAACAAAUUAUCAGGUGUUGUUCCAAGCUCGUUCGGUGAUCUUUCCACUUUGGCGUGGUUACAUUUGAACAAUAAUAGUCUUGAAGGAGAGUUUCCAUCAUUCUUGAGGAAUUUAAAACAACUAUUAAUCUUAGAUAUGGGAGAAAAUCAAAUGUGCGGGAAUAUACCUUCAUGGAUUGGGGAUGUAUUCUCCUUAAUGCAAAUUCUCAGGUUGAAGAAAAACAAGUUUCAAGGUAACAUUCCAUCACAACUUUGUAAACUUCCAGCUUUGCAAAUAUUGGACCUUUCCAACAACAAGUUGACAGGUUCAAUACCUCAGUGCAUUGGAAAUUUUACAGCAAUGUUUCAAGGAUACAAACCGACGGCUGUUUCCUUAGCUCCCGGAGAGCCUAGGUAUUUGGAAUGGUAUGACCAAGAUGUCAGCCAAAUCAUUAAAGGAAGAGAAGAUCAUUAUACAAGAAAUUUGAAACUUGUGGCCAACAUGGAUUUAUCAAACAACAAUUUGAGUGGACUUAUUCCUAAAGGAAUAACUCUUCUUACAGGGUUGCAAGGCCUAAACCUGUCACACAAUCAUUUGUCAGGUGAAAUUCCUACAACCAUAGGAGACAUGAAGUCACUUGAAUCUUUGGACCUCUCUCAUGAUCAACUUUCAAGUUCAAUUCCACAAACAAUGUCUAGUCUAACUUUUCUAAGUGUACUAAACUUGUCCUACAACAACCUUUCCGGACCAAUUCCACAAGGAAACCAGUUUUUAACACUAAAUGAUCCUUCUAUUUAUGGUGGCAACAAAUUUCUUUGCGGUGCACCAUUGUCCAAUCAUUGUGAUGAUGAAAAUGAUAGAGAUGAAAGUGGAGAUGAAGAUGAAGAACAAGACAAGGCUGAGAAAUGGUUGUUUUACUUUGUGAUAGCACUAGGAUUUGGUAGUGGCUUUUGGGUUGUGAUUGGAGCUUUGUUGUUGAAGAAGGGUUGGAGGCAAGCUUACUUUAGAUGCAUUGAUGAGGCAGUGCAUAAGAUAAAUGAGACAUUUGGAAGAGAGUUAACAAAGUUAAAGAAAACAUGUAUGGGAAACCCUAUUGAUUAG